This is a messenger RNA of Medicago truncatula (barrel medic), 909 nucleotides long. RefSeq lists its product as uncharacterized. Gene Ontology annotation, molecular function: catalytic activity. Bases 1 to 909 code for a protein of 302 amino acids. The record is from RefSeq and is a predicted model, not a curated record. NCBI's taxonomy places the organism in Eukaryota, Viridiplantae, Streptophyta, Magnoliopsida, Fabales, Fabaceae. The transcript has a single exon.
AUGAAGCUCCUCUCAUGGAACUGUAGGGGGUUGGGAAAACCCUCUGCAUUUAGAGCUCUUAGAAAGCUCAUUAAGGUCAAUUGCCCUGAUGUUGUUCUCCUUAUGGAAACCAAAUUGUCUGAGUCAGAUCCCAAAGUUAAGUCCCUCUUGUCUUUUGGUCCCCUUACUAAUAUGUUCAUGGUUAAUUGUAAUAUUAGCAGUAGGAAUAGAUCUGGGGGGUUGGCUUUGAUUUGGAAUAAUACUGUAAACAUUGAUAUUUUAAAUUUUAAUAAAAUGAUUGUUGACUGCUACAUUACUCCUUGUAAUGAUAAUACUCAUUUGUAUGCUACUGGCUUCUAUGGAUCUCCUUAUCAUAACUCUAAACACCUCACUUGUCAGACAAUUAAGGAUUUAGCCUAUUACAAAAAUCAUGAUAAAAGGUUGAUUAUGGAUAGCUCUGAAAAACUUGGUGGUAAUGAUAUUAAUACUCCUUUCACCAGUAUGUUUAAUAAUACUCUUAGACAAUAUGACUUAAAUGAUUUAUAUUAUAAUCGUUAUAAAUUCACAUGGGCUAAUCAUCAAGACAAUCGUAAUCAUAUUCAAGAGCGCUUAGACCAUUUUUGUGCUAAUUUUAAUUGGAUAUCAUAUUUGCCUAGGUAUUGUAAUCAUCAUCUCCUUACAUACAUAUCUGAUCGUGCACCUAUCAUCCUAGAAUUCUACAAUCAGGCAGAAAGCAAGCCUAUUUACCAGCACCACAAAAUUAAGAGGUUUGAACAUAUCUGGAUUGAAGAUCAGGAAUGUAAACAAAUUAUUGAAGCCAGCUCGAACAAUUCUUUAGGAUUCAGCACUGAUAAGUUCAAGGAUGUCCUUAACCAAUUAGAUAGAUGGGGUCAAAAUAAGUUUGGAAAUAUCUCAACUAAAGUGAAGUAG